Molecule: messenger RNA, 1795 nt
Organism: Gasterosteus aculeatus aculeatus (three-spined stickleback)
Lineage: Eukaryota; Metazoa; Chordata; Actinopteri; Perciformes; Gasterosteidae
Gene: nsrp1
Product: nuclear speckle splicing regulatory protein 1
Biological process (GO): regulation of alternative mRNA splicing, via spliceosome
Source: RefSeq, a predicted model, not a curated record
UGGUUGUAUGUUAUUAAAUGAUAAAAUGUUGUGUCGAAUCUGUCGUGCUCAAUCACAGUCUGCACAGCAAGAUGGCGGCCCCUACCAAACAGUAUGGGCUGAUUUUGUCUCAGAAGAAAUCAAAGAACCUGCUGAAACACUCCGUGUUCGAGGAUGACUCUGAUGACGAGAUCACAGUUGGGGAGACUCUGCAGAAAGAAGCUGUCAAAAAGAAGAUGAUGAAGCAGACGCGUCUGGAGAUGCACAAAGCCCUGGAACAGGACAGCUCUGUUUAUGACUACGAUGCUGUGUACGACGACAUCCAAAAACAGAGACUUGAGACCAACAAAAAACUUCUGGGAGGCGCUGACAAAAAGCCAAAGUACAUUCACCAAUUAAUGAAGGCAGUUGAGGACCGAAAGAAAGAACAAGAACGAAGGGACGAGAGGAAGAUCCAGAAGGAAAGAGAGGCAGAAGGAGAGGAGUUUGCAGAUAAAGAUGCUUACGUUACAUCCGCCUACAAGCUAAAACUGCAGGAGCAGAAGGAGGAGCUGGAGAAAGAAAAACGAGUGGCAGCCAUGGAAGCGGCUUUGGACGUGAAGAAACAGAAAGAUCUGAGCGGCUUCUACCGCCACUUGCUGAAUCAGACCGUAGGGGAGGAGGCGAUACCGGAUCACUCAGCAGACAAAACUCAAAACGCGAAGGCUUCAGAAGACGCAGUGAGGACUUCACCUGUUUCCUCAGCCGUGUGCCAUGAUAAUAUUCCAAGUUCAUGCAGCGACAGCGAGGAGGGCCAUGAGCAGAAAUGUGGAUUUAGCAAGCACGGGGCGGGUUCUGCACACUCAAAACGCCAAUACAGACAGAGGUCCCCUUCUUCAGGGAGCGGAGAAGAGAAGGAGAGGGCGAAGGAGCGAGACAGACAUACGAAGAGGCACAGGGAUCAGGAGAAAGACCGAUACAGGGGAAGGGAAAGGGACGACAGGCACGGAGGGAGAAGGGACGACAGGGACGGAAGGAAAGACAGGGACCGAGGCAGAGAAGAUGACAGAAGCAGAGGCAGAGAAGAUGACAGAAGCAGAGGCAGAGAAGAUGACAGAAGCAGAGGCAGAGAUGAUGACCGAGGCAGAGGCAGAGAUGAUGACCGAGGCAGAGGAAGGGAUACAGACAGGGAAGACCGGCAUGGCAAGAGGGAGAGGAGCCCUAAGGAAAGAGAGAAGGAUAGGAAUGGGGAGAGAGAAAAGAGAAGGAAUCCUGAUGAAGACAAGCGUAGGGACAAAGAUCAGGAGGAGGAGAAGGAGAGAAAGAAGCAACCAGGAAAUGAGAAGGCAGUGAAGAGCGAUGAAAAAGACCCAGAAAAGAAGGAAGCAGUCGGAGAAAAGAGCACGGAACUCAAAGAUGAUCAGAAACAGGAAGGCGAGGAGAAAGAGGAUGUGGAGGAAAAGGCCAACAAGUUUGCAAAGCGCAGCACGGAUCAGACUGUUGGUUCGGCGAGGGACAGGUACAUGGCCAGACAGAUCGCCCGCUCGUCCUCUAAGACUUACAUAGAGAAGGAGGAGGACUGAGCGCUGUGCACCACAAUGUAGAAGACGAGGCGUACGUUAUUUAAUGUCUGUCUUUCAACAAACCUCAAGAGAAAAACCACCAUUGAGUUAGUUUCUUCAAUACCACCUGACUUCCCUUGCUUGUUACCCAAGCCGACCGAAAAGGUAAAUCUCUUAAGGCUCUUUUCAAAGCUCAUUGAUUUUGCAAAGCGGUUGAGCACUGUACUUUUUGCAACCUUUCUUCUAGCAGGAAUAAAUAUAAUUCUAUCAUGUUA